Molecule: messenger RNA, 1941 nt
Organism: Humulus lupulus (European hop)
Lineage: Eukaryota; Viridiplantae; Streptophyta; Magnoliopsida; Rosales; Cannabaceae
Exons: 3
Coding region: 1-1941 (646 amino acids)
Source: RefSeq, a predicted model, not a curated record
AUGUCUGGUGAAGACGAUACCCAAGAAAGGUUAUUUAGGCUUAAACAAUAUCUUGAGUCAUCGUCAGCUUCUCAUUCUUCAAGGACUAUCACCGAUAAUCCACAUUUUCAACGUCUUGCUCAACAAGUAAAUCCUAUUAAAGUGCCAUUACCGUCUGACAACGAAUCUGAUUCUGACAAUUCAGUUCGAUCCUAUAGAAAAAUGGCCCAGCAAAGGACAUUGAAAGAGUUGGCAGCGCCAAAUCUUGACCAACAACCACUUUGCAUCCAAUAUCCACCGUUGGAUGUAAACUUUGAGCAGAAAUCGGGCCUCAUCCACUUAUUGCCUUCUUUCCAUGGGCUGCCUGGUGAGGAUCCGAAUAAACAUUUGAAGGAGUUUCAUAUUGUCUGUUCUAGUAUGAAACUUGCUGCAGUGACUGAAGAACAAAUUAAGCUGCGAGCUUUUCCUUUCUCCCUAAAGGAUGCAGCUAAAGAGUGGUUAUACUAUCUUCCACCUGGUACUAUUAAAACCUGGAAUGGUAUGAAGACUAUGUUCCUGGAACGAUAUUUUCCAGCAUCUAAAGUUGGAAGCAUCAGGAAAGAGAUCUGUGGAUUACAAUCACUGGAUAGGAGUAUGAUUGAUGCAGCCAGUGGGGGUGCACUAGUUGAUAAGACUUCUGCUGCAGCCAGGAGCUUGAUUUCUAUUAUGGCUGCUAACUCACAACAGUUUGGCAUUCGCCAAGAUCCUAUUCCACCACCCAAAUCAGCUAAUGAAGUGAGCACCUUUAAUGCUAAUCAGCUGGGUCAACAAUUGGCUCAAUUAACUGUAGUGGUACAACAACUAGCUUUAGGCCAACAGAUGUACUAUGAACCCUUUUCACAAGCUUAUAAUCCUGACUCGCGUGAUCAUCCAAAUCUUCGUUAUGGGAAUCAACAACAAGUUGUUCCACAGUCUACAUCUUCAAGACCACCUGGUUUCAUUUUGCAACAGGGGUCUCAAAAUAAUUUUGUACCUAGACCAUCACAAGCACCGCAAGCUGCUCCACCACCAAGUGCCAAACCCUCUACUGAGGAUUUAAUCAAUGCACUUGCUAUAAAUACUCUUCAGUUUCAACAAACCACCCAAGCUUCCAUCAAAAGUUUGGAGAAUCAGGUGGGACAAUUAGCAGCAUCAUAUAACAGGUUGGAAGCAAAUCUGUCUAAUAAAUUGCCUUCACAACCUGAGAUGAAUCCCAAGGAGAAUGCUAGUGCAGUAACUUUGCAAAGUGGGAAGCAAUAUGAUCCACCUAGUCCUCCAAUGCCCAGUAAAUUGUCAUCCAAGCCACAAGUUGAUUGCUCAGUUAAUGAAGAUGUUCCUCCAAAGCCAACCAACCCUACACAACUAAACCCUAAGCCUACUUUUGUCAUCCCACCUUCAUUCCCAAGCAGACUAAAGAAGACUAAAAAGGAAGAGGUUGACAAGGAAAUUCUUGAUACAUUCCGAAAGGUAGAAGUGAAUAUUCCUCUUCUUGACGCUAUUAAACAAGUGUCGCGCUAUGCCAAGUUUUUGAAAGAGUUGUGUACUAAUAAGCGUAAAUUGAGGGGUAAUGAAAAAGUUAGUGUGGGGGAGAAUGUUUCUGCGGUUCUUCAAAAGAAGCUUCCACCAAAGUGUAAGGAUCCUGGUACUUUUACUAUCCCUUGCACUAUUAGUAAUAAAAGAAUUGAGCGUUGUAUGUUGGAUUUGGGAGCCUCUAUCAAUGCCAUGCCAUUCUCCAUUUAUGCUUCAUUGAAUCUUAGUCCACUUGAAGAAACAGGGGUAAUUACUCAACUUUCUGAUAGGUCGAAUGCUUAUCCCAGGGGUGUAAUAGAAGAUGUGUUAGUUCAAGUGAAUGAAUUGGUGUUUCCGGCUGAUUUUUAUGUUCUUGAUAUGGAAGAUGAAUCUAUUCCAUGCUCCACUCCAAUUUGUUGGGGAGACCAUUCAUGA